AGUUUUUGGACGCGUGGGCUUCCGUAUUCACUGGCGCACGUGAUAUUUGUCACAUGAUGGAAAUAUCUUCGCUUCACUCUGCCGGCUAAUAUCAUCAGAGUGUCUUCAGCAAAACAUGCCUACAUCAGCUCCUAUAAUUAGAUGUGUUCAGAAGCUAGAACUUUAUGAAACAAGAGCAAGGUAUUUCCUUGUUGGAUGCAAUCAUGCAGAGACCAAAUACCGUGUUUUGAAAAUUGAUCGUACUGAGCCCAAGGACCUGGUUAUUAUUGAUGAUAAGCAUGUAUACAACCAGCUAGAGGCAAGAGAACUUUUGGGUCGCCUAGACUUGGGAAACCGGACCAAAAUUGGACAGAAAGGAUCAUCAGGAUUGUCUAAAGCUGUAACUGCCUGUGGCAUUGUUGGUUUUGUUCGUUUUUUAGAGGGUUACUAUAUUGUGUUGAUUACAAAACAAAGGAAAGUGGCAGACAUAGGUGGACAUUCUAUCUACAAAAUAGAAGACACAAAUAUGAUCUACAUUCCAAAUGAUUCUGUCAGAAUCACACACCCUGAUGAAGCAAGAUAUGUGAGAAUUUUCCAAAAUGUUGAUCUCUCUAGCAACUUCUAUUUUAGUUAUAGCUACGAUUUAAGCCAUUCUCUGCAGUAUAACCUCAGUAUUUUAAAGACUCCCUGCGAUCUGAAAUCUGAGGAGAUCUUAACCCAGAAUCGUCAGGAUAGCUUUGAUAUCUUUGAAGAUGAAGGACUUCCAACACAAGUGGUUUUUGGUAUCGGCAGUGAACCUUAUGCAAAAUAUGUGUGGAAUGAACAACUUUGGGGAAAAGUCAAAGAUACUGUGCAUCCUGACUGGAUAAUGUAUAUUAUACAUGGAUUUUGUGGCCAAUCAAAACUACUGAUAUAUGGUAGACCAGUGUAUGUCACACUCAUUGCUAGAAGAUCAAGCAAAUUUGCUGGAACACGCUUCCUCAAGCGAGGAGCCAACUGUAAGGGGGACGUUGCUAAUGAGGUAGAAACAGAGCAAAUCAUCUAUGAUGCUUCUGUGAUGUCUUUUACUUCUGGGAGCUAUUCUUCUUAUGUUCAAGUCAGAGGCUCUGUCCCACUGUAUUGGUCUCAAGAUAUUUCCACCAUGAUGCCAAAACCUCCCAUUAGAUUGGAUCAGGCUGACCCUUAUGCUCAUGUAGCAGCACUGCACUUUGACCAAAUGAUGCAGAGGUUUGGAUCUCCUAUUAUUAUCCUAAAUCUUGUCAAGAAACGUGAAAAGAGAAAACAUGAGAAGAUACUGAGUGAAGAGCUGUACCCUGCUGUGACAUACCUUAAUCAGUUUCUUCCUCCUCAGUAUCAAAUUGAUUAUAUUGCAUGGGACAUGGCCAAAUACACAAAAAGCAAGCUGUAUAAUGUUUUGGACAGACUUAGCUGGAUUGCCGAAAAUGUUGUGAAGAGAACAGGUUUCUUUGUAAAUCGUCCUGAUUUCUAUUGUAGUACCCUUAGACCAGAUGAAAGAUGGGGAGAUCUUGGAGGUUUUGUUACAGAUCAUGGCCGUAUACAGACUGGUGUUUUGCGGACAAACUGUGUGGAUUGCUUAGACCGGACUAAUACAGCCCAGUUUAUGGUUGGAAAAUGUGCUUUGGCAUAUCAACUGUAUGCCCUUGGCCUGAUUGAUAAACCUAAACUACAGUUUGAUACAGAUUGUGUCAGACUGUUUGAAGAGCUGUAUGAAGAUCAUGGAGAUACACUUUCCUUGCAGUAUGGAGGAUCUCAGCUAGUCCACAGGGUGAAAACCUACAGAAAGAUUGCACCAUGGACGCAGCAUUCUAAAGAUAUCAUGCAAACCCUUUCAAGAUACUACAGCAAUGCUUUUUCAGAUGCUGAUAGACAAGAUGCCAUAAAUCUUUUCCUGCAAGUGUUCCAACCUUUUGAAAACAAACCUCAUCUAUGGGAGCUUCCUACUGAUACUUACCUUCAUAACAAAAACACCAUGCACUACUCUUAUUUUCGAAGAAGUUAUACUUACUGGUGGACUCCUGCAGUUUUGCCCUAUUUGCCACUCCCUUAUGAUGAAGUUUUAUGUACAGAAAACAGAAAGAAGCUGGCAAUCAAAAGAUUCAACAAGUAUGAUGAAAGUAUUGAUAUAUACACAGAAUUUUUUAGACCCUAUGAACUCAGUUGUUUUGAUGAAUCUUUUUGCCUCUCUAUGACUAAUUCAGCAAGGGAGUUCAUGCCAAAGACUGUAGGGAUUGAUCCUAGUCCUUUUACAGUUCGUAAACCAGAAGAAACUGGAAAGUCAGUGUUAGGCAACAAAAGCAACAAGGAGGAGGCAGUUCUGCAGCGUAAAACAGCAGCAAGUGCACCCCCACCUCCUACAGAGGAAGCAGUCUCAAGCAGUUCUGAGGAUGACUCAGGCACAGACAAGGAGGAAGAAGGAACAGGAUCACAGCGGUCUACACCUGUGAAAUUAUCAGACACCACAGACACUACAAAGGUUCAAGAGGACUUGCCCCAACUACAUGUAAAGGAAGUAUAUGGAUUAAAUCCUGCAGAACAUCCUUCUGAAGAUGACUUAUUGAUUUAUCAAAGAUUUGUUGUUCUUGGACAAAAUCAACAUAAGGUUGAGAGAAGAAACCAGAUAAUGGAUGCAAAACAUGCAGAAGCAAUGAUAAGCCUAGAUUACAUCUCAGAUUUUUCUGAUGACAGCAUUUAUGCUGUUCAACCACCAGCAGUGAGCCGGAAGUCCACAGAGAUAUUUGAAAACCAUAUUCAAGCUGGAAAGAGUCUGAUACAAUCACUGUGCAAGAAGGAUGUCUUCAUAUACCGAGAAUACAUCAAAAAUAGAUAUAUGUAGCAAGGUGUGGAAGGCCAGUAAGCUCUGUAGACAGAAAUAACACUGUAUGUAUGUAACUGAUAUCAUAGUAAAAUUAACAUUUAUAAGUUUACAUCUGUGAAUGUAUAUUUUAUACAGCAUUUUUCAUUAUAAACAUGUUCUCAAAUUACAUUUAUAACAGAAAUAGGGCAAUAUUUCAAAGGAAUGAAAUGAAAACAAUACAGUUGUGCAGAAAUGUCUGUUUGCCAGUUGAACCCUUACAGUUUGCCAUAAAAACAGAAUAUUCUGUUAAUACAUUUCAAACCUGUGGAAAAUUUUAUUCAAAAUCACAUUUAUUCAAAUCAUGUACAUUUUACUGUAAUUGUGUUUAACAUGAUUCAUUUUAUCAAAAUAUCAUUGAAGUAACAAGAAAAAUUAUAAACUGGAGAAAUUGUAUGGCUUAAAUAUACAGUAUAGAAAUUGGUUUUUUUACCUUUUUUCCUUUCAGUUUUUGCCAGUUACUUGUAUAAAUGUGUUCUUUUUAGCUUUAAGUAUGGAUAAGUUUGUUUUUUACUUUUUUAACAUAGUAUACUGUUUCAGAUAAUUUAUUAAAA
Molecule: messenger RNA, 3405 nt
Organism: Erpetoichthys calabaricus (reedfish)
Lineage: Eukaryota; Metazoa; Chordata; Cladistia; Polypteriformes; Polypteridae
Gene: fig4a
Product: FIG4 phosphoinositide 5-phosphatase a
Exons: 24
Coding region: 116-2833 (905 amino acids)
Biological process (GO): phosphatidylinositol dephosphorylation
Cellular component (GO): intracellular membrane-bounded organelle
Molecular function (GO): phosphatidylinositol-3,5-bisphosphate 5-phosphatase activity
Source: RefSeq, a predicted model, not a curated record